GACGGCCUAGGUUCGACACAAACCCCUCCCAGCUUGGUAUGAGACUAGGGACAGCCUCGAUGCAUAUGGCUAAAUGGACCCUCAGGCUCCUCCUAGGCCUCCUCCUCCCACUUUUCGGGCCCUGGCGAAUCUUAUUCCUGAUUUGGGUUUGUCGAUGCUUGAAUGCACUGUGCUGCGCAUGCGUCCAACUUGUUGACGUGCGGUCAGACACAAUGCUGAAUUGGGUAUCGCUAUGGGAUUGGAGUUCGACGCCGGCAGUGCGACCCAGACGCAUGGGCGAAGGGAAAACCUGUGGCCACUGCGCCGAGCGCGCCAGUGCGACCACGGGCACGUGUGGCAUGCAGCAGUGUCGCGACCGCGUACAUACUCGUGUUUCUCUCCUGAGUGCACGGUCGGCAAGAAACUGGUAAUACAAUCUGUUCGAAGCAGUUGACAAAUAUACAGUAACCCACACAGGCGACGGAUAGAAUAAGGAGGUUGAUAAAAGAGUAGAAGUCAUGACAACGGAGGCUUUGAACGGGUUGACAUAGCCAGUGUGUACGCUGUAUGAAACACCUAAACUGCUAAAGCGUCUUUUUGGUCAGCAAUGGAGACUAGCUAAAGCGUGGCCACGCAAUGUACCAUGCUGAAUUGGGAAGGGCUUUGAAGGGCUUUGAUCGCUGUCCAAACGAAGUGACACGCCGCAUCGUC
Molecule: messenger RNA, 690 nt
Organism: Rhodofomes roseus
Lineage: Eukaryota; Fungi; Basidiomycota; Agaricomycetes; Polyporales; Fomitopsidaceae
Exons: 3
Coding region: 39-410 (123 amino acids)
Source: RefSeq, a predicted model, not a curated record